This is a messenger RNA of Durio zibethinus, 1202 nucleotides long. RefSeq names its product tRNA/rRNA methyltransferase (SpoU) family protein. Gene Ontology annotation, molecular function: RNA methyltransferase activity; RNA binding. Gene Ontology annotation, biological process: RNA processing. The record is from RefSeq and is a predicted model, not a curated record. Lineage: Eukaryota; Viridiplantae; Streptophyta; Magnoliopsida; Malvales; Malvaceae.
UCAUAGAAUAGAGAGAGAGAAUGCUAUGCACGCACAGACCUUGGGUACAAGCUAGUACUAGUAGUUAUCCUCCACAGUCGAAACAACUAAAUCAAAGUUCCAAUUUUUCAAUCACAAAAACAAAGACUCAAUUUCAGAGAAAGUUUCUUCGCAACAGAUUAAACGAUAUUGAAGUUGAUGAUAUUGAUGAUGAUGACGGUGGUUCUGGGUUGUUGAGAUUUGCAUUGACGGCCCAUGUUAAAUCCAUUACUAGCACUUCUAACCCAUUUGUAAAACACUGUCUUAAGCUCAAAAACAGCUCUUCUUAUCGCCACUCUAAUGGUUCUGCUCUUGUUGUCGGCACCACUUCUAUCAGGGAAAUAUACAGGUAUGAAGAGGCUUCACAAGAGAAAACUGUAAUGGAUUGUUUGCUACUACUUGACAAAGCUGAGAUUCCUGAAGGACUAGAUACUGACUCUGUUCGUAUUGUGCGUAUAAACACUAUGGUAAUGAAAAAACUUUCUGGGGUGCAAUCGGCUGAAUCUAUUGAGGCGAUUGCCUUAAUGAGGUUACCUACCAGUUUCUUAAAUUUAGAUAUUGAUCAAAAUACAUUAGAUUGUCGAAGGUGGUUCCCAUCCACAUAUCGAAUUCUAGUUCUCGAUGGCAUUCAGGACCCUGGUAACCUUGGCACGUUAGUCAGAUCAGCUACGGCCUUUCAAUGGGAUGGUAUAUUUCUUCUUCCUGGUUGCUGUGAUCCAUUCAAUGAGAAGGCACUCAGAGCAAGCCGGGGAUCCUCCUUUCAGCUGCCUAUAGUGUCAGGCAGCUGGUACCAUCUUCAAACCCUCAAAGAUACAUUAAACAUGAAGAUGGUAGCUGGCCAUCCAGACAGUGAUGGGAAAUUGAAAAAGGUGUCUUCCCUAUCUAAAGAGUUCGUACACUCCUUAUCGCAUGUUCCAUUAUGCUUGGUUUUGGGAAGUGAAGGGCGUGGCCUUUCAGAGAAAUCUCAGCAGGAAUGUGAGCUUGUGAGCAUUCCUAUGGCAGGAGAAUUUGAGUCUCUCAACGUUUCUGUUGCUGGUGGGAUUUUCUUGUACAUGUUACAGCCAAAGAACUAGAAUUUUAACUUUCUCAUUAUUUUCAUUAAUGCUUAAUUCAAUACUGAUCGUUUGAUUCUCCCUCUGAUGUUGAUUUUCUCAUGAAUAAAAAAUUAAUGAUAAAUCUUAUUU